GACAGCGCAUACACCCAGGGAGCACUCAUUCUUGACCAUUACAGCCAUGGACGAUUUGGAUAACGAGCAGAGGAGGAGCCUGGAGCUGUUUCAGGCUGUCACCCAGAUCGAUGAUGUAGAUGCUGCCGUCGCACGACUGAGUUCGAGCGAUUGGUCUGUUGAGCGUGCCGUCGCCGGUGUCUACGAUGCUCCACCUCCUGUGUCAGCAUCAGCACCGACACCAACACGUACAGCUCCAAUAGCAUCGUCUCACAAUUCCUCGCCAUCUCCACCACCAGCGCAACCUGGUCCUGCACCUUCACAUCCGCUACCACGUCAGUUCUCUUCAGGUACCGGCCUGCCACAGCCUUCGCCCUUCAGAACACUGCUAAGUGUCUUGUUUUUCCCAUUCACCUUCCUCCGAUCAUUUGCAUUUUUCUUGGCCGGUACAUUUCCGUUCCUCGGUCGUCUACUACCCUUCUUGUCGAACACUACACCGCGUCGAUUGGAGCGGAGGAACGUAUCACCGAGGGAUCUGGCAGAUCGGUUCAUCCGCUCUUUCGAGGAGACUUAUGGAUCCGCACAUGUGUCAUUUCACGCGGAUGGAUACUCUGCUGCUCUCGCCAAGGCGAAGGAAGAGCUGAAGUUCAUGCUCGUCGUCCUCCAAAGCGAGGAACAUGACGAUACAAUUGAAUUUAACCAAGACACACUAUGCAAUCCUGAGGUAAUCCAGUUCGCACGAGAGCAGUCAUUGAUAGUCUGGGCCGGCUCCAUCAGCGAGACCGAGGGUUAUGAAGUUGCCAACACUCUCCGUGCGACUCGAUACCCAUUCAUCGCCCUCCUUGCGCCCACCGGCUCACGCUCGCUUUCCGUCCUCCUCCGUCUUGAAGGACCAGUCGGGCCUAGCCAGCUUCUCGCUUCCCUAACCAAUGGGAUGGCAAAACAGUCUACGUCACUUAACCGGCUUCGUGCUGAAGCUGCUGAGCGGAAUGCUGCUCGCGAACUUCGUCAGCAGCAGGAUGAUGCGUAUGAGGCUUCCCUGCGCCGGGACCGUGAAAGAGCAAGCGAGGCAGAGGAAAGAAGGGCAGAAGAGGAAAGGAAGAAACGAGAAGAAGAGGAGAGAGCUACGGAGGAGGAGGAAAGGAAGGCGAAGAGGGAUCAGUGGAGGAAGUGGAAGAAGAUUCAGAUGCCAGCAGAACCAGCGGCUGGUAAUGGUGCUGCCCGUAUUUCUCUGCGUAUGCUCGAUGGUUCACGGAUUGUCAGACGGUUUGGUGCGGAGACUACGUUGGAGGAUUUGUACGCGUUUGUGGAGACGUACUCAGUCGAAGCUGAAGAAGAGACACAGAAGCCGGAGGGAUAUGAGCAUGCGUAUGAUUUCAGGCUGGCGACGCCGAUGCCGAGGAAAGUGCUGGAUGUGGUAACGGAGGGGCAAAAGGUAUUGAAGGAUGAGAAGAGUCUGUACCCGAGCGGGAAUCUUGUGGUAGAAGAGUUGGAUGAGGAGGAAGACUGA
Molecule: messenger RNA, 1489 nt
Organism: Saitoella complicata NRRL Y-17804
Lineage: Eukaryota; Fungi; Ascomycota; Saitoellomycetes; Saitoellales; Saitoellaceae
Product: UBX-domain-containing protein
Exons: 3
Coding region: 47-1489 (480 amino acids)
Cellular component (GO): endoplasmic reticulum
Molecular function (GO): ubiquitin binding
Source: RefSeq, a predicted model, not a curated record